Dimorphilus gyrociliatus is the source of this 5272-nucleotide messenger RNA. NCBI's taxonomy places the organism in Eukaryota, Metazoa, Annelida, Polychaeta, Dinophilidae. The record is from the annotation of a GenBank genome assembly.
AUAUAAUAUAGGGCGUUGUUUUUUGGAACAGACUGUUUCGUUUAACUUUUACACUAGUUUAAUUUUAGAAAUUGUGUUUAUUUAUUUUAUAAUUAAACAUUGAAUAAUAAAAAGAUAACAAAAGCUAAGGAAAGAAUCGGAUUGUGAAAAGAGAACCCCCCGUCUCUAGAUCCGGAUAGGGCGCCUACACAGCAAGUUCCACCAUGUACACUCAGCCACCUUUUGAUACAACGUUUCGUCUUUAGUUUAUCGUUUUAGCCGAAUUAGACAGAAUUCUAGAUAAAAAAUGGCAACCGUGAUUGAACAAUUAAAGCAACUUCAUGCCUCUCAGGAGAACUCCUGGCCAAGACCAAUGAAGAAAUCCCAGCUUAAUAAAAUAUUCUCGCCUGAAUCUCCUAAUAACAGCGAUAGUGAAACCUUAAGGAAACAAAGGGGUGGAAAGUUUGUCAUGCAGUCAGCUUAUAAAACGUUAGCCAUCAAAGAUAAAACAACGACUCCCGCAGCUGCGAAGGACAUAUUUAAGAAUCAAUUGGGAGAGACUCUUAAAAGAAAUUAUGGAGCAAUGCAGCAAGCAGCUAUAGAAAGAAGUGAGAAGGGAAGUGGUAUGCCGUUCUCUCCUAAAAAACGCGAGAGUACAACUGGAACAGAAAUCAGCACCCAAACAAGUUUAGAAGACCAGAUAUCAAAUAAAAAUUUGCUCCCUUCCGCUUCAACUUCAUCUUUUCCCAUCCCAGCAUCACCACCAGCAUCACCGCCAGCUCCACCGCCGCCUCCUCCGCCACCUCCACCUCUUCCUUCUUCCGCAUCUACUCACUCCACUUAUUCUACUCCACCUAUAAUUUUAAGGCAAACGCCAACGGCUAAUAGGAAAAUAAGUGGAACAACUCAGCAAAAGGUGGAUAGUAGAAACUCUCGGAUAGAUAUAGAGAAAUCAAAGGCUAUCCUUGAAAAUACCCUGGGUAUGAGAAGUAUGCAACCGACAUGGAUUCAUAGACGUUCAUCUGCAAAUCAGAAUACAGGUGUAGAUUCUUCUGAGAAACCUCUCUACUCUCAAACAUCACCUAUAAUUACACCAAGGACUGAUGAUACGGAAGUAGGAUUUUCUCGGUCAAGACCUUCCAGCACAAGAUCAACGAAGACGUACUUAUCUCAACUUAGCGGUGUAGAAGGUUCCUACGAUGUCAAUAAAGACGAAGAUUCUUCACCUUCAUCGUCGGAAAAUGAAGCUGAAGACUCGAAACGAAAUAGCGAAAUAAGACACUUUAGAGUAGAUGAGAAAAUAACUAAAAUGGAUAUGUCAAAGAGGGAAUCUCAAGGCUCUACAACUUCAAGGAAUAUCAGGAGAGUGUCUACCGAUGGAGGGAGUCAUAUGAGCAACUCACGGAAGAAUUCAACUCAAUCGGGACAAUCCGGAAAUGUAGGAGAUUUCGCGAAUGCUUAUUCAAGUAAUGUAUCAUUACCUACUAGAAGGAGUUCAGUGAAAUCGAUUGAGCAUCAAAAAUCUGAUGCUGCUCUUUCGAGACGAAGUUCUACCAACUCCGCUGCGUUGGCCCAUAGAAAUAGUGUCACUUCAAAGACUUCCAAAUCGGAUUUAUCAAGAUUAUCGAAUAUGUCCGACAAACACGAAACAAGUCCCAGAGACUCUUUUCGAGAUCAAAAUUCUCGUAUCUCGAAGACAUCAAGCAACUUCGAUUACAGCAGAAGUUCGACUAACUUAGACAAUAAAGCUAGAAAUUCCAAUGCAAAACGUUCAUCUGUGGUCUCAUCAAAUGAUAACUCAUCACUAAGAGAAACACAAAAAUCUCCUCCUGCAAGAAAUUCAGUAGCUUCAAACGCAAGAAGCUCAGCAUCUUUAUCAUUUGCAUCUGAUUUUGGAAUAGGGGAAAUGAUAAAGACAUCAUCUCUUUCUGCAGGACGAGAAGGAGAUAGAGAUAGCCAUAUGUCCACUUCUUCGGUCAGCGCGAAGCCCGCUCCUGAUACUAUAGAAAGGCGUACAAGUGAAACCAUAUCAAGCAAAAGAAACUCAGCAACAUCUGAGAGCUGGGCUGCAGGGGAACGAACGUACGGCAGACAAUUAAAUCAAUCCGCUGAUCGAUUCUCGGACUCAGAUUCUUCCACUAUAAAAGGAGAUCUCUCCAGAACAAAUAGCAGACAGUCACAAGCGUCUAGUAGAAUUUCAAUGGAUCCUAUGCCUGGUUAUCAUCAUUCAUCCAACAGCAGAAAUAACUCUUUUAAAAGUGUAACUGAUUCUUUUGGUGCCAAAGACGAUUUGGAGAGGAAGAUAUCGUAUCGUUCGUCGUCCGCUGGCGAUCGAUCAUCUAGACAAUCUUCCGCAAGCCCUAUAAGAAGUAUGUCACCUAGACAGCCAAUAGUUAUAAGCCGAACCAUGAGUCCUCGACCGUUUGCAGACAAGCCUGCUUCUUCAACUCUUCAGAAGAUCUUAUCUACAUCCUCCACCACUGAAAUUAAAACGUAUAAACCUGAAACAGAACAUAAUCCCGUACCUUCUUCCGUUUAUCAUCCAAUUAUAAGUGCAAAAGCUGAGGUCGCUUCAUUAACUGAGCGCUCAAAAUCUAAUAGCGAAUCUCAUAGAUCUUCUUCAUCCUACCUCCCAAAUAGUUUAUCCUCUUUGGAAGAACGUAAAGCUCCCUCUAAUUUUUCAUCGACCAACUCAAUUGACAGAAUGCUGCGUGAGAGGGAGAGUCAAGUAAGACAAUCGAAGUAUGAAGAAAUUGCAAAUCCGUUUUUAUCGUCUACUUCUUCUGUUGAAAGAAUCGAAGAAGCGUCCAGAAGAACAUCUAGAAUUUCCGAGAAGGAUGAAAUAGAUUCCUCUUCGACAAGUUUAUCGAAAUCUAGAGUUUCACAUAGAUUAGAUGAUUUUAAACCUCCUAACUUGAACCUUUCUAAUAAUAGAGUUCAAAGGUCGGAAAGUGGAAGGCGAUUUGAGUCGAAAACUUCAGAGACUCAACCAAAUUUUUCAAAUUCAACUCUUAAAAAGAAAUUAAUAAGAAAAUUAACUGAAGAUGAUAUCAAUUUUAGGACGGAAGCAGUCAAAUUACUUGAACAAUACAAAAGUGCUCCUACAACACCAACUCACACUUUAGAAAGACCAAAAGAAAAGUUAUCUUCCCCUCGGGAAAAUGUUAGGCGAAGCAGUAGUGUAAACGACCUUGAUGCCCUGAAAAAAUCUAUUGAGGCAGAGCGAUCGAAUUCAAUUGAAACAAGCGACCAUUCACCAACAAGUAGCGAUGAGAAAGAGGAUGAACACGAUGAAAUGAUGGAAAAUCAUCAUCAUUUUACAAUGAACAUGGGUGAUUCGACUGUGUUUGCUGGAAGGGUUCCGCAAAGCUACGUUACUCCUGAUAAUUUUCAAUACGAGCAAGAAUAUUUCGAACCUGAGCCUUAUCAAGUUAUCAUAGACCCCUACCAGAAUCAAGGCUUUGAAUAUCAAAUUCAGGAAGGUUACGAUUACGUUGACUCACCAGAAUAUUGGAUUGCUGAUCCUCCAGAGCAUACUCAAGAUUUAGAAGGAUUUCAAUACGAUUUCCCAAGGAAACCGGAGGUAUUUAGUGAACAAAAUAUUGCAAGGAUCGAAGUAGCUGGAGAUAAGAAUAAAUAUAAUUCGAAAUAUGCUCAUAAUCCGUCAGUAACUUCUGAACCCUAUGCAAUAAUUAAUGCAGAAAAAUCUACCUAUUUACCCGAAAAUUAUGAAAAUCAAGUCUUCCUUGAAGAUGAUUUAGAAUUGGCCGCCCUAGAAGAAGCUAGAGACUCAGCUAUGAAUCCCAUUUUGAUUAAUGACUAUUCGUCGGGAAUUCAACAGACCUAUAUUUUACAGCCCAUUGGAGAAAUCUCCUCAGUUAUACAUCCAACUGCAGCUUCCGAAAUUUCUGGUCCUUCAAUGGCUCCACAAUUGAAGAUACAGACCGGAAGUAUGACAGCUAGAGAAGAAAAUGGACAGUAUAAGGUUGAAGUUCCUUUUGGGCUGGUCGCUGAAGAUACAUCUGUCAUUGACCAACAAAAUAUGUUACAGCCUCUUCAACUGCAGCAAGUUCAUCCAAUAUUUUUGGAUAAACAAUUUCAACAGCAAUAUUACAAUCCAAAUGUUGUAUAUGUUACCAGUUUGGACUAUACGGAUACUCCCAGUCAAGUACAAUAUCAAACGAACAAUCAGGAAGUUCCUCAUUCUUUUACCGGUACAAAACCUAAUUAUGAGAUGCAAAUAAAUCAACAAAUACGAGUUGAUUAUGACAAGCAAGACUUAGUUCGUGGAAGCAUUUUGAUAGAAAAACAUAUGGACGAAACUAAUGCAACACGGCCACUUAGCGACGAUCACUCAAAUCCGUUUCAUCACGGUUUUCGCCAAACCAAAGAGAAUCCCAUGUACAGUAGCGAUCCGGAUUUAAGAAUGGCGGGUGCUCAUACUGAAGCUGGCGAGGCCACAAGUACCGCAAAAAGAAUCCCAAAAAUGCUAAGCAGAGAUACAAAAAUAUUUAUUGAUGGAAGACAAACAGCCGCUGAUCAAAUUGAUUCUCUUGAUUAUGCAUCGAGUAGUGAAUAUUCUGAGCAUGAUUUGACAGAUUAUGGAAAUCUCAAUUCAUUACCAAAAGCAACGCCUAUAAAUCCAUCAGAGGAGGAGCGACAAGAUAUAUUACGACUCUUAGCUAAUGCUCCAGCAGAUAGUAUAAGACAAAGUAUAAAUGUCGAGAGAGAAGAAGAAGAGAUAAUUGGUCCAAGUGAAAACGGCACUGAUCCAUUAUUGAACUACGAUACAGUCUCGGAAAAAGUUGAUUUAUGUUUAAGGGACGGUGUUGCUGAACUUCAGGUGAAAGUCCGCUGUGAAAGGGUUGUUCCUAUCAGAGGUAGCGAUGAUAUGUUUAAAAAGUCUUCGGUUAUCGUUACAAGACAAAUAGACGUCGACUUGGAAGCUACUGCUGAAAGAAGAAGGCUGUUGAAGAAAGUCCUGCGAGCAUCACACACAGACCAAAAAGGCAGGGUGAGACUAUCAACAAAGGAUACUUUCCGAUUAUAUAGAACAUUUAUGGGAAUGGCGGAGCAAGAGGAAGGUUUCCAAAAUCAAAAGAUUGCUGUCGAAGAGGAAGUAGAUGAAAGAACAAGGCCUAGCGACUUAGAUAAUGAUUUAGACUUGAGCGAUAGCGAAUUCGAUUAUAGGAGCUAUUCAUUGAAAAAUAGCAAAAAAGUUGUCGAAGACGAUGCAAUAAGUUUCCAAUCUGCAGUUAGUGAGUCAAAGGUUAAGAGAGAUUUACUAUAUUAA